UUUUAUUGCGCGGCAUCUUCAAUUUAUUUUUUUUAUAUUUAAAAAUAUUAUUUUCGCUUUGUUUCGUAGAGCAGUUGCUAACUAAAGCUCGUGCUAGAAACAACGCUUUUAUUCAGAAUUACAAAAUAAUCGAAUGAAUUAUUGAAAAUAAUUUUUAAAAGAAAUUAAGAAUAAAAUUCUUUUCUAUUUCAAAUAAUAUAAGUAAAUAUGUUGAAAAUAUUAUUAAGUGCUUUUACGUGUUUAGCCUUGUUUGGGUCAACGGCUUUUGCUGCUAGUUCUUGUUCUAGCUCCAAUGGUACGUAUCCCGUUUCCGGAUCUUGCGAUGGUUACAUUGAAUGCCGCAACGGUGUAGCUGAAGAAAAACUAUGUCCUGAUGGUUUAUUAUACAAUGAAAAGAGCACCGGUUAUCCUUGUGGUUAUCCGAUUGAUGUUGACUGUCAACAGGGACAAGGACGUAUACAGCCAGCUCAACCUACCGAAGAAUGUCCUCAUCAAUUCGGCUAUUUUCCUCUAGGUGAUUCGAAAAAUUGUGGACAGUUUAAAAAUUGUGCUGACGGCCGUGGCUAUGUAUUCGAUUGUCCCGAUGAUUUGGCGUGGAAUAAAAACACCUACAAGUGUGAUUGGCCCGACAUGGUGGAGGAUUGCGAUGCUGCUGCCUUUUUGGGCUUUAAAUGUCCUGGGCCCGCAAGCUCUUCCGCCAAAUCGAAAUCUCCCUUAUUAGGAGAGCCGGCAGCCGAAUAUCAUUUCUAUCCCGAUCCCCAAAGCUGCCAACACUAUUUUAUUUGCUUGGAGGGUCGUCCUCGACGUAUAGGAUGCGGUGAAGAUCGUGCCUUCAAUCAAGAACUCAAUGAAUGCGAUGAUAUUGAAAAUGUACCGAAUUGUAGUGCGGGAGUUAAGCAGAAAGGCAAUGAUAUUAAAAACGCGCGUUUGCAAGCGAGCAAAGCGCAAAGCAGUUCGCAAAGGAGUGGUUUUGCGAAACCGCAGAAAAGUGCUUUUGCCUCACAACAAAAGACAGGAUUUUCUAAUCAGCAAAAAUCAUCAUAUAAUAGAAAAUUUUAACUUAAAAAUAAAUUAAAAAAAAAAAUUCUUUUUAGGGUUUGUGUUAUA
Molecule: messenger RNA, 1107 nt
Organism: Glossina fuscipes
Lineage: Eukaryota; Metazoa; Arthropoda; Insecta; Diptera; Glossinidae
Product: protein obstructor-E
Exons: 2
Coding region: 208-1059 (283 amino acids)
Cellular component (GO): extracellular region
Molecular function (GO): chitin binding
Source: RefSeq, a predicted model, not a curated record